Molecule: messenger RNA, 1986 nt
Organism: Aureobasidium namibiae CBS 147.97
Lineage: Eukaryota; Fungi; Ascomycota; Dothideomycetes; Dothideales; Saccotheciaceae
Product: P-loop containing nucleoside triphosphate hydrolase protein
Exons: 1
Coding region: 1-1986 (661 amino acids)
Biological process (GO): SRP-dependent cotranslational protein targeting to membrane
Cellular component (GO): signal recognition particle receptor complex; endoplasmic reticulum membrane
Molecular function (GO): signal recognition particle binding; ATP hydrolysis activity; GTP binding
Source: RefSeq, a predicted model, not a curated record
AUGCUGGACGCUUUCGAAAUCAUCACAACCUCGGGUGUCGUUGUCUGGAGCCGCACAUAUGCCCCCGUUGCACAAAAGGUCGUCAACAGCUUGAUCAACGACGUCUUCAUCGAGGAGCGCGCCCAAAGCCUGCAGAGCCAACCGCGGAAUGCCACCUUCAAGUCCGACAAGUACACGCUCAAAUACACCCACGCCAAAGAGCUCGGCCUGAUCUUUGUCGCCGUCUACCAAUCCAUCCUUAACUUGUCCUGGGUCGACAAUCUGCUCGAUGUAGUCCGUGGCCUCUUCAUCAAGCAAUACGGAAAUGACCUCAAGAACAAGAAGACCACCAACCUCGACUGUUCCAACUUCACUCCGACCUUCGAUGCUCUCGUCCAGAAGCUCGACAAGACCCAAUCUUCAGCUCCGCGAUCCGAUGAUCAAGACCUCGAGACAGACUCGCCCGCCGACCUGACCCCACCUUCGAGCUCUGCUGGCGACGACCAAGACCACCCGCCGCCGCCUGCCCCUACCCUCAAGAAGCCUGCUCCAAGACAGAUAACCGACACCAUCUUAGCUUCCACAGACGCCACCCCGAUUCCCACGCCAGACACGUCGCGACCUGCCUCGCCUGCUGUCAGCCAAUUGCUCGAAGGCAAGAGUCCCCGAGGCUCGCGCCGUUCACGAAAAGCCGCCCUUGCUGCCUCUUCAGCCCCCACCUCGUCUGGCGAUGAGAAAUCGCCAUCUCGUAAAGCUGCAGCUGCAAAGAGACCGACUGCCAAGUCAAAGCGCACCUGGGAUGCCCACGGCUUCGGUGCCGAAGAAGAUGAGGACACAGUUUUGGAUUACUCAACACAAAGCCUAGACGAUGCCCCUGCUGCUCAGUCAAUACUACAGCCUGUCAGUGCCGAUGACAUGGGCAGUAGGACGGCCAAGGGCCAGUUCGUCCUCAAGGAUCUGGACGACCAAGUUGAUGCCAUUCUCGCAGAGUCAAAGUCCAGGAAAGAUCAAGUCGAAACAGACGAGUCGAAGGGAUUGGUAGGAACUGGACUAGGGGCCAUUAGUGGCUACUUCCGCAACAUGGUUGGAGGCAAGACUUUGACAGCCGCCGAUUUGGUCAAACCGAUGAAAGCCAUGGAAGAUCAUCUCCUGAACAAGAACGUUGCUCGCGAAGCAGCGGUCCGUUUGUGCGAAUCUGUCGAACGCGAUCUUAUUGGUCUCAAGACCAGCAACUUCACCACCAUCGACCAGACCAUUCGCGAUUCUAUGGCUAAGGCUCUCACGCGCAUCUUGACCCCUACUUCCUCCCUUGACCUGCUGCGCUCAAUCACAUCUACUACCUCAGGCUCCAAUUCUAGACCCUAUGUCAUCAGUGUUGUUGGCGUCAACGGUGUUGGCAAGUCUACCUCUCUUUCUAAGCUUGCUUUCUUCUUCCUCCAGAACAACUUCCGGGUCCUGGUUUGUGCCGCCGAUACCUUCCGUUCUGGUGCCGUCGAGCAACUGCGUGUCCACGUACGCAACCUCUCCGAGUUGACUGCUCGUGAGAACCUGGGCCACGUUGACCUUUUCGAGAAGGGCUACGGCAAGGAUGCUGCUCAGCUAGCCAAGGAAGCCGUGACUUAUGCUGCUGAAAACGCCUAUGAUGUUGUGCUGGUCGACACAGCUGGCCGCCGGCAUAACGAUACCCGCCUCAUGUCGUCUCUUACCAAGUUUGGACAGCUCGCCAAUCCAGACAAGAUCUUUAUGGUUGGCGAGGCUCUUGUAGGCACAGACUCGGUUGCCCAGGCUCGUAACUUCUCCGCGCAAUUCGUGGAUCGACAAGGCAAGGGCCGUGGACUUGAUGGCUUUGUCAUCUCCAAAUGUGAUACUGUUGGCGACAUGGUCGGUACCCUCGUUAGUAUGGUUCACGCCACCGGCAUACCCGUUGUCUUCCUGGGCGUGGGUCAGCACUACGGCGAUCUGCGUGGUUUGAACGUGGGUUGGGCUGUCGACAAAUUGAUGAAGUAG